Molecule: messenger RNA, 1602 nt
Organism: Moneuplotes crassus
Lineage: Eukaryota; Ciliophora; Spirotrichea; Euplotida; Euplotidae
Source: the annotation of a GenBank genome assembly
AAAUUAAUGACUCAAAAAGCACCUCAAAGCUCCCCUUCAUCUUUGCCUAAAACACCCCAAAAUGUUCUCAAAGACGUUUCAAAUGGUGCUGAAGGCCAGUCUGAAGACUCUGAAAUCAUUUUUCAUUACAACAAGUCAAAGGCUGGGUUAGAAAAUGUUGAUACAAACAGGAUCAACAAUAUCAUCAUGGAAUGCAGCAAGGGCUCUGAAUAUCACAAAUCCGAACAGAAGAGACUCAAUGAAGUCAAGGAAAAGGUCACUCGAUACAAGCAGAAAGUGGCUAAGUACCAAGCUAAUUCCCGGCUGUGGGAGAAAGCCAAGAACGAGGUUUACAGAAGGAUUGAGCUAUAUAAAGCAAACCGUAAUUUCAAGAGAACAUGGAUCCAUGUCGACAUGGACAUGUUCUAUGCAGCAGUUGAGAUUAGGGACAACCCUCAUCUCGCUGAUAAGCCAGUGGCUGUUGGCGAUAAGUCUAUGAUCUCCACAACCAAUUAUGUAGCGAGGAAGUAUGGUGUCAGAUCUGGGAUCCCAAUCUUUAUUGGAAAGAAAUUAUGCCCAGAUCUGAUAAUCAUCAAGACAGAUUACGCUAAAUAUCAGAAAGUUUCCCAACAAUUUAAGAAAAUCUGUAGGGAAUUUGACGAAGAUCUCGAAUCAAAAGGUCUUGACGAAGUCAACCUCGAUGUCACUGGGUAUCUCCGGAGAAACGGAAUUGACCACGAGCUAGGCAGGAUCUUUGUAGCUGAAAAGAUCAGGAGGAAUAUUAAGGAAGAAUUAGACCUAACUUCUUCUUGAGGGAUCGCAUGCAAUAACAUGCUUUCAAAGAUAUGCUCAGAUGUACAAAAACCAAAUGGGAUUACAUACCUAGAAUUCAGUGAGAAAGAAAUCACUAAAUUUUUAAUGAAAUUGCCUAUAAGGAAAGUACCAGGCGUCGGAAAAGUCAAUGAACUUAUUCUAUCAGGCCUUGGCAUUAACACCUGCGAGGAAGUACUACAAAAGGGAGUAGAGGUGUUUAUUAACUUUACUGAAAAUAGCUUCGAGUUUCUUGCAAGAUGUGCAUUAGGAAUUUCACGAAACGUUCAUGAAAGAGAAUCUCAAAUCCAGAAGAGUUUAUCAGUCUCGAAUACUUUCAAGCCUGUUUCAGAGCUGCCACAGUUCAAAGACAAGUUGAUAAAGAUCAUCAAUGAAGUCGCUGAUAGAGUUAAGGAUAGGAAAAUAUGUGCAAGGACGAUUACCCUUGAACUCAAGAAUUUAGAGUAUAAGACUAUCAGGAGAUCCUUCACGACUGAGAGGAGCAUAUCUACUCAUCAGGAGCUGAUGAACCAUGCUAUAAAGUUACUUAUGGAAGCUUGGCCGAUGGAGCCAAUCAGACUUAUGGGAGUUAGGUUAAAUAAUUUAAGGAAGGUAGAGAAGAGGAAGAGAGAUAAUAAGUCUCACUGGAAAGAUAGAAAAUCAAAUGGGUAUAAUUGGAGCAGCUAUAAGCUAGAUAGGCCUACUCCUCCACCCAGAUUCCAAAAUAAUACUUUGACACCUGAGAGUUUUGGAAAAUAAUAUGGAGUGAAUUCUGUAUUAAAUAUUGACAAUAAAGGUUUUGAAAAUUCUAAU